UCUACAUCAAGAACUUGCUGACACACCCAACAAUCACCAGCAGCAGCCGCCAGAAGCAAUCGCACCAACCAACCGACCAAUCCAGACCAUCAACCACACGAAGAUGAGCGCGCACCGCCGUGCCACGCACGCUGGGAGCUGGUACACAGACGAUGGCAAAGAGCUGUCUGGACAACUGGACGCUUGGCUUGGAAAAGUUGGAGAAGCCAUCAUGCCUGGCGCUCGUGCCAUCAUCGCCCCUCACGCCGGCUACUCCUAUUCCGGCCCAACAGCAGCCUACGCCUACAAACAGAUUGUCCCAGACAAUGUGCGCCGGGUGUUCGUGCUCGGGCCGUCGCAUCAUGUGUACAUCCAAGGCUGUGCACUGACGUCGACCACAACAUACGACACGCCCAUCGGCAACCUCAAGAUUGACAGGGACACAAACAAAGACCUCGAGGCAACCGGCCAGUUUGAACACAUGGACAUUCAAACUGAUGAGGAUGAGCACAGCAUUGAGAUGCACCUGCCAUACGUUGCCAAGGUGAUGGAGGGCAAGGACUUUACGGUUGUGCCCGUGCUUGUUGGCGCCCUGGACAGCAAGCUCGAGCAAGAGUACGGCAAGAUCUUUGCACCGUAUCUGGAGGAUCCAAGCAACCUCUUUGUCAUCAGCUCCGACUUUUGUCACUGGGGCCGCCGCUUCGGCUACACAUAUGUACCGCCGGGGCACGACGCCAUUUACAAGGGCAUCGAGCACCUCGACAAGCAGGGGAUGGACAUUAUCGAGAAGCAGGACGCCAAGGGGUUCCGCGCAUACCUCCAGGAGUGCGAGAACACCAUUUGUGGCCGUAACCCAAUCUCCAUCCUCCUCAACGCGCUGCAAGUGCUCAAGGAUCGCCAGAAGGAGGUCAAGUUCCUGCACUAUGCCCAGUCCAACCCGUGCAAGUCCACCCGUGACAGCAGCGUCAGUUAUGCCUCUGCUGCCGUCCUCAUCUCCUGAAUGCGGACACACUCACUCACUCACACUCACUCACACUCACCCACUUAACAAGCAUUGCGUACGUCGCACGUUAUCCAUGCCUCCCCCCCCCCUACUUGACACACACACACACACACACACACACCCCCACACACACACACACACACACACACAUAAGCACGGAUGUGCCCGACGCAACCGCGACGUGUGUCCCAUCACACGACGUUAUGUUUGCUUUAUUGGCAACGACCAAUAACAAAGUCCCCC
This is a messenger RNA of Salpingoeca rosetta, 1225 nucleotides long. RefSeq names its product MEMO1 protein. The record is from RefSeq and is a predicted model, not a curated record. The transcript is spliced from 7 exons. Lineage: Eukaryota; Choanoflagellata; Craspedida; Salpingoecidae. The coding region runs from base 104 to 979 and encodes 291 amino acids.